UUCACUGCCCACGGCCCUGCUGAUAAAAGCAAAGCUCAUCCCCGCCGUUGAAACUCUAUUUUCAUCCUCUACAGCUCAGCCUCCUUCAUCUCCUGGGUCCUGCCAGCCAUGAAGCUUAUUUUCCUGUUUCUUGCCAUUCUUCUGGCUAUGGAACCAGUAAUGUCAGAAUGUUGGAUGAAAGGACACUGUCGGCUGGUGUGCAAAGACGAUGAACAGAACAUCAUACGCUGCAAAAACCGUAAGCGGUGCUGUGUCCUUACUCGUUACAUAACAGCGGAGCCCAUGACAAUUGACGGAAUCCUUGCCUGGACCAGUCCUCAGACAUCCACACCAGCCACUAAAAAGAAGAGAAAUAGACAUCGUGGAUAAAAAUGGCUUUGCUUCAGAUUUCUUAGUUUUCACAUUUCAUUAAAACUCACAAAUUUGUUUUUUGUGUCUGCCAGUGGUCAGGAAUGAUACCCCAAAUGGAUUGAGAGUGGAGAGGUAGCAGAGGGAAUUAGGAGAUAGUAGAGAGAGGUCGUUAGGGCUGGGUCACAGCAAUUAAAUGAUGAUUAUACUUUUGACGAAGGUUCUUCAUCAGCUGCAGAAGAGGCUACUGCGUCAGGGGUGAACUGAGAACAGGGGAGCAGAGAGAUUUAAAGACAAGCAGAUGCCUGGAGAGAGGGAGAAUCGUUGGCCUGGGAGUGUUGGUUCAUCUUAGGAGUGAAUGGGCUGGGUGUAGACAGGGGUUGAGUAAAGCCCUAAAUAUUUGGGUUCCUAGGGAAUUCAGCUGAGAUGCUUUCUGAUGUUCAAGACCCUCCAGAUCCAGGGCCGGAAGAUUUCCAAAUACUAACA
Tupaia belangeri chinensis (Chinese tree shrew) is the source of this 834-nucleotide messenger RNA. RefSeq names its product defensin beta 119 (gene DEFB119). Gene Ontology annotation, cellular component: extracellular region. Bases 109 to 369 code for a protein of 86 amino acids. The record is from RefSeq and is a predicted model, not a curated record. Gene Ontology annotation, molecular function: lipopolysaccharide binding. Gene Ontology annotation, biological process: antifungal innate immune response; defense response to Gram-negative bacterium; defense response to Gram-positive bacterium. Lineage: Eukaryota; Metazoa; Chordata; Mammalia; Scandentia; Tupaiidae. The transcript has 2 exons.